AUGCAAAACACGAACGGAGCGCUGAAUGUACUUCCUGUUGAGAUUCAUCUCAUCAUCAUCGAUUACCUGGGCUACACUGCUCGCAUCGCCCUGGCAUAUACCAACCACUACUUUAAUGAGAUUGUAGUCCGCCAACCGCCAGCAACCAGAGAAGGGAAACUGGAGUUUGUCUGUGACGCGGAGACGUGGCCAAUAUAUACAAAUAUCAACUAUCUUGCAUGCAAUCAAUGCCUAAAACUCCGCCCAAUUCACGCCUUUGCAGACAAACAACUCCGGGGUAAACGGUCGCGAGGCUACUCCGACAAUAAUCGUCGUUUCUGUAUUCGAUGCGGGAUUCAGAAGCAUAUCUACCUACCAGGGCACCUCAUACCCAUUGACAAACCAAACGCAGCAAAUACUCACGGCUUCGGGUUCUCCAUCUGCUGGUGCUGUAAGUUCCAUGGACGUGGCUCCUACUGUCUAGUGUUUGGCAGCUGUGAGGACUGCGAGCAGGUGCCUCCGACAUUACAUUAUAUCUGGAGCCCGACUCGUCAGCCAUGCAUGCAACAUUUCAACUGUCUUUGCUGUGGCCGGGAAGGGAGUCUUGAACAAGACGAACAGCCUUUGCGCGGUCAGAUUGAUGAUAUUAUUCGUCAAUACAGAGUUCGAGCAACAUAA
Messenger RNA from Talaromyces marneffei, 657 nucleotides. RefSeq lists its product as uncharacterized. The record is from RefSeq and is a predicted model, not a curated record. Bases 1 to 657 code for a protein of 218 amino acids. Lineage: Eukaryota; Fungi; Ascomycota; Eurotiomycetes; Eurotiales; Trichocomaceae. Gene Ontology annotation, molecular function: protein binding. The transcript has 2 exons.